GCCUACCAACAUGAAAAGGUUAAUCAACUUGUGUUGUCUUGAUCUUAGAGGAACAAGAUUGCGAAGAAUGCCACCGCAUAUGGGUAAUCUGAAGAAGCUCCGAACGUUGACUAAUUUCAGUUUGGGAAAAGAGAGCGGAUCGGGUAUUGAAGAGUUGGGAAAGCUUCAACAUAUACGGGGAGAUCUUAGCAUUGAGAAUCUACAAAAUGCUAAUCCUAAACAUGUUGGGGAAGCCAAUCUGAGGGCUAAGGAGCACCUUAAGACAUUGGAGUUCCAAUGGAGUGGUAAAAGCAAGGAUUCAGAACGCGCAAGAAGCGUACUCAAGGAGUUGAGGCCUCAUGAGAAGGUGGAAAAUCUUCGCAUAUUUGGUUAUGAGGGUGUCAAAUUUCCAGAGUGGGUAGGUUUCUUUCCAUCUUCAUUAUCAAAUUUAGUAUGCUUGAAGCUCAGUAACUGCUACAACUGCUCCACUUUGCCUCCGCUUGGACAGUUAACAUCUCUAAAGGAACUCUCAAUCAUAGGAUUUACAAAGCUCAUGUUUGUGGGUUCUGAGUUCUAUGGAAGCUGCGGUCCUGCAAUGAAGCCAUUUAGAUCCCUAGAAAUUCUGAGGUUUGAAAGGAUGAAACAGUGGGAGGAGUGGAAAGAUGGUGAUGGAGCCUUCCCUCAACUCGAAGAGCUUUAUGUUAAAGAGUGCCCCAAACUAACAAAGGCAUUUCCCAGUCACCUUCCUUGUUUAAAAAAGCUUCAAGUUGUGGGAUGUAAAAAGCAGCUUGUGGUUUCACUUCGAGUGCCUCAUGCCAUUCCUGAAGUGAUGUUAAUGGAUAAUUCUAUUGAAGUGGAGUUAAAGCAAUUGCCUUCUGGGAUGCAUUGCUUGAAACUUUAUGAAUCGGACUUGGUAAAUUCACUAUUCAAGUGGAAUGGUCUUCUCUCUUCUUUAGAAGAAAUCCAAUUGUAUGGUUGUGAUAUGGAGUACUUCCCGUUGGAGUUUUUCCCCAAUCUACAGAGAGUUGAAAUCUGUGAGUGUUCAUAUUUAAAAUCCCUCGGUGCAUCUCAGCAAAUUGAAGGAGAAAGCAGUUCCUGCCGUAACUUAGUAUCUUUUGGCAAAGGAGAAUCACCUGCCCCAAAAUUGACUAAGCUUUUCUUAGAAGAUUGCGUAAAUUUGAAGUCACUGCCUGAAUGUAUAGGCUCUCACCCUUCCCUUGUGAAAUUGGAAAUUAGAAGUUGUAGAGAACUAGAGUUAUUUCCAAAAGGGAGUUUGCCAUCCAAAUUAGAAUCUCUUAUCAUCGAAGAUUGUUUGGAACUCAAAAUCAAAGUCAUUGCUGGCGUUGGUAGUAAUUACGAAGGAGAUGCGGAAACGGUGCUGCUGCCCUCCACUCUCACCUGUCUUAAAAUCCAAAGACUUCGAAAUCUGGAAUCUCUCAACUACGAGGGGCUUAUAAACCUAAGAAAGUUAAUCAUCGGCUGCUUCCCUAACCUCCGGUCCGUGCCAGAACGCAUGCAAGUGCUCCUCCCUUCUCUUGUGGAAUUGGAAAUAUUUGAUUGUCCAAAACUGGAACCGUUCCUAAAAGGAGGUUUGCCCUCUCAAUUAAAGUCACUUUUUAUCUGUGGCUGCCAAGAAGCCAUUGCUGGGCUAGUGAAACGCGAUUUUCGGGCGCUACCAAACAAUGAAGUGGAAUCCAUACCAGAAGAGACGCUGUUGCCCUCCUCUCUUACCUAUCUUAAAAUCUGGAAUUUUGACAAUCUCAAGUAUCUAGAGCUUCACCACCUCACCUCUCUAAAAACAUUGAGAAUCAGGAAGUGCCCUAAUCUCCAGCGCACAGCAAAAGAUAAGCUAUCCUCUCUUUCUGAACUUAUGAUCGAUGAUUGUCCUCUGCUAAGUCAACAGUGCUAACGGAUGGUGGGGGAAGAUUGGCCCAACAUAUCUCACAUCCCUAAUAUAUAUAAUAGGGGAACAUGAUCAGGUUCUUCAUGAGAAAGCUGUACAUAAACAGUUUCAUCACUUUAACAAAGUACGAGUUAUGCUGAAUGUGAAUAAUGCUGGAAUGAUAUGUUUCCAUGAGUAUGAUCCUGAAGUGGCUGAUGACUGUCCUGGAUUUACAUUUAGAUCUAUCUAUAUCCACAGUUGUUAUCAUAAACCAAAAGAACGCAGAUAGUUUAGUGUGUAGAAGAAAAUGCCUACUGGAGCUUGCACGAGAGAUCCCUUCGUGUUUGUUAUUCAUUUUGGUUGCACAUCAUCAAAAGAUACCAUCAUAUAUUUACUUAUUGUAGAGUUUCUGUUUGCCUGGGAUUGAAAUUAUGCAACAUAAAUAAUUUUUUUGUCCCAUAUUUGAUCACUGGAUUAUUAUCAAUCCUU
Messenger RNA from Hevea brasiliensis (rubber tree), 2350 nucleotides. RefSeq names its product putative disease resistance protein At3g14460. The coding region runs from base 11 to 1888 and encodes 625 amino acids. The record is from RefSeq and is a predicted model, not a curated record. NCBI's taxonomy places the organism in Eukaryota, Viridiplantae, Streptophyta, Magnoliopsida, Malpighiales, Euphorbiaceae. The transcript has 2 exons.